Messenger RNA from Penicillium subrubescens, 552 nucleotides. RefSeq lists its product as uncharacterized. The record is from RefSeq and is a predicted model, not a curated record. The transcript has 3 exons. The coding region runs from base 1 to 552 and encodes 183 amino acids. NCBI's taxonomy places the organism in Eukaryota, Fungi, Ascomycota, Eurotiomycetes, Eurotiales, Aspergillaceae.
AUGAAAUUCAGCAUCAUCCCGUCGGUUUUGGCUCUGGCUUCCUGUGUGCUGGCCGCCCCAUCCACGUUGAAGCCGUUUUUGAAGCGUAACCCAACUGGUUCCUUCAAGCUCGUCGCAUACAGCCUUGAGUCUAGCGUUGUUGACAUCUUCUACUCCGAUGGCAUCGCUUAUGCUGGCGAUUCAUCGAAGUGGACCUACGGAUCUGUCACCACCGAUGUCACCUUCGUUAUCGAGGACACCGAAGUGAUUACGACUGCCACCACCUCUGGCGUGACUCUCGACUCCGACACCCUGUUCUACAUUCGUCCCAUCGCCAAUCAGGUCCUCCCUGUGGGCUUCACUGGAAAUGGCGUCACUGUGCCUGACGAUGCUGUCACCACCAACUUUAUCUUCUAUGGCACAUACUUGAUGUGGGAGUAUGAUGAUGGCUCGUUGUCAGAUUCGUUCCGGGCCAGGGAGACCAACGUGACCGGUGUCUAUGAGCUCUACUAUGAUUUCUCGAACCUGUAUCCGUCUGGAUAUAAGACUCCGGUUGUGAAGUCGUCGUCUUGA